This is a messenger RNA of Lolium perenne, 1778 nucleotides long. Its product is annotated as zinc finger protein ZAT4-like. Gene Ontology annotation, biological process: regulation of DNA-templated transcription. NCBI's taxonomy places the organism in Eukaryota, Viridiplantae, Streptophyta, Magnoliopsida, Poales, Poaceae. The record is from RefSeq and is a predicted model, not a curated record.
UGCUUGCUUGCAUUGCAUGCAUUCCGAUUUCUCCUCCCCAACCGCACCACCCAUCCAUCGCAUAACCUCCUCCUCUCCUCUCCUCUCCUCUCCUCCCAUCUACUGCUUACUACUUUAGCUCCCCUUGCUUCAAGCUCAUUGGGCCAUGGAUCUUCCCUUCCCCUCUCCCAGCUAAGCUUGACCGCUUCUUCAUCCACCCACUUCACACACUAGACAUUCAUACAUACACAUACUACUCUUGGCGAUCCGUGAUCGAUCGAUCGAUCGCUUCUUCCUUCACCCAUGUUCAAAUCAGGAGCUCGCUGAUUCGUUUCUUGGUCGAUCGAUCCGCCAUGGACGAUGUGGUCGUGCUCACUACUAGCUCCACACGGCACAGCUGUAAGGUGUGCGGGAAGGGCUUCCCCUGCGGCCGAUCGCUCGGCGGCCACAUGCGCUCCCACGCGCUCGCCGAGGUGGCGGCGGCGGCGGCGGCAGACGAAGAAACCACCGAUUCUGACGAGGACGACGAGCGGCGCUGGAUACAGGGCGGCGCCGCUCGUCCCUCUAUCGUGGGAGCGGGUGGCGCCGGGUAUGGGCUGAGGGAGAACCCCAAGAAGACGCGCCGGCUCUCAAGGUCCCCAGGUGCCGACGACGUCGACGAUGACGAAUAUGACCAGGAGCUCUCGCCAUGCCGACCGGUGUUCGGCCACGUGCGCAGCCAUGCACCGGCCAAUGGGGGUUAUUCUGACGACGAGGACGUCAGAGUGGAGGGGCCGGAGGCGGAGGACAUGCUGAUCCGCACUGAGGCGGCGGUAGUGAUGGCGGGGCCGGCGCCCAGGCGGAGACGGCGCUCGAUGCGCGUGCCGGCGCUCCCGCCGCCACGCGAAGUGUUCGACAAGGAGCCGGAGGACGUUGCGCUGUGCCUCAUCAUGCUAUCGCGCGACACCGGCGGCCUGUGGCGCAAAGAGGAAAAGGGCAGCACGAAGAAGGCUCGGAAUGGCUUCUACCACGACUCCGCCGGCUCCGACGACAACUCGGCCCAGUACGCCGACGCCGAGAUCGCAAAGCAUGGCAAGAAGAGGAAGGCCGCCUCUUCUGCCUACACCGGCGGCGAGAAGCGCGGGCGGUAUGAGUGCCCCGGGUGCGGCAGGGCGUUCCAGUCCUACCAAGCGCUCGGCGGCCACCGCGCCAGCCACAAGCGCAUCAACAGCAACUGCUGCACUACCAAGGUCUUGCUCGAUCAGCCGGAGCCCAGCGUCGAGACUACGGCCUCGUUCAGCACGCCCUCGACGCCGGAUGCCGACGACGCUUAUGGAGCGGUGGCUGCCGUGAAGGCAAAGAAGGCGAUCAAGUUCGAGUGCCCGAUCUGCUUCAAGGUGUUCGGCUCGGGGCAGGCGCUCGGAGGGCACAAGCGAUCUCACUCGAUCGCCGGUGAGCUCUACGACCGCAACCACGCCGACGCUGUCAUUGCCGACACGGAGCAGUCCUUGAUCGCGGCCAGGUUUCUUGAUCUCAAUCUGCCAGCUCCAGGAGCCGAGGAUUAAAUCACUGCCGGACCAACCAAAUUUUGAUCUCACUGGGUAUGUACAGAUUCAGAUUCGAUUCAUUCUUUGGAGUUUCAGGUUAUGGUUGAUCUUGGGGAAAUAAACAACAGCUGCUAUCUUCUCGGGUUCAACAAACUUUCAACCAAUUCUAUAGUUUUAUUCUUUUCUGUAGGCUCGUUUUUGGCUUCUUUUUGCAGAGUGUAAAUAAGCACACGAAGAAUCUGAGUUCAUUCAAUAAAUUGCUUUCAGUUAUCA